GGGAAGUUCCGACUUUGCUCAGUUUAUUGUCUCCUUCCUUCAACUAUAUCAACUACACUCCCCCCAACGUACACAACAACACCACAGCCCUACCAGAUACAACUCAAUCAAGCAGCAAGCAAACAGAACCUCGCCCCAAGAUGUCCGAACUCCAAUUCUGCAAACAAUACCUCAGUGCCCUGGACUCGCGACCCAUAAAGCUGUCCUCAGACCACAUCGCCGACCCACGCAGCUAUCCCGCCCAGCCUGCCUUCGUCCUGCCCCGCCUCCCGCACCCUCCCCACCCCCAGCGCCCAAAACCCAACCCCACUACCGCCACUGCUAGCAACGCCUCAGCCUCAACCUCCACCUCUCAACUCACAAUUUCCAUAACCUUAAAACCACUGAAACUAACCUCUCCAACCGUCCCCUUAUCCAGCAUCUCACCUACCACGACUAGCAUCUACGACCUCAAGCAAGCCUAUAGCACCUCCACCUCCUUGCCCCUCUCAAAGAUCAAACUGCUCUAUAAAAAGAAACCUGUGCCGGAUUCCAAGACUGUGGCUGAGGUCAUCGGCCCGGACGCAGGGGAUGUAGGUGUCGUGGAAUUCGGGGUCAUGGUGAUGGGUGGCGCAACGCCGGUUGCGAGUCCGCCGGCUGUGGCGCCGCCAACGGAGGAGGAGAAGGGGUUGGGAGUGGGAAGGGGGCUGGCGGCGCAGGAACCCAGUGGGAAGAGCGUCGUCGAGAGUGAGGAGUUUUGGGGGGAUUUGAGGGGCUUUGUUCUGCAGAGGAUACGGGAUGAGAAGGAAGCGGACAGGUUGCUUGGAGUAUUUAGGGGUGCGUGGGAGAAGGAUCGGCAGUUGGUGUAGCCUACGUUCGUAAGUGUAAAGAUAUGGUUUGACCAACGAGGCUGCUCGAUUUCUUUGCGAAGCCUGGUGGUGGGAAAGGCACAAGUAGAGGCUGGAAUGCUGCAGUGCACAUAGCAAACGAAGAUACUAAACGCAUACCAGAAAAA
Molecule: messenger RNA, 994 nt
Organism: Lindgomyces ingoldianus
Lineage: Eukaryota; Fungi; Ascomycota; Dothideomycetes; Pleosporales; Lindgomycetaceae
Exons: 2
Coding region: 141-848 (235 amino acids)
Molecular function (GO): protein binding
Source: RefSeq, a predicted model, not a curated record